This is a messenger RNA of Rotaria sp. Silwood2, 639 nucleotides long. The record is from the annotation of a GenBank genome assembly. Lineage: Eukaryota; Metazoa; Rotifera; Eurotatoria; Philodinida; Philodinidae.
AUGGCUCGAAAACUUCAACGUUUAGCAAUUAUCAGUAGUGUUUUAAUAGUUCCUUUUGCAUAUUUAUAUCAUAUACCAAAUAACAAAGGUAUUUCACAAAUGAAUCGUAUUCGUCUACUUAGAGCUGCAGCGAAAAUUACCAGUUUUGUUAUUGAAGAUACAACAAUUGAAGGUGUAUCUCUACGUAUUUAUUCUUCAUUAAAUUUAAAUGAUGAUAAAACCAAACAUCUUCCAGCGGUUAUUUUUUAUCAUGAAGAAGCGUAUUAUAUAGAUUCAGUUGAAAUUCAUCAUCCAAUUACACGUCGAUUAGCUCUUCAAACUGGUUUUAUUGUUAUUUCUGUUGAAUAUCGUCUUGCACCUGAACAUUCUUUUCCAGCUGGACUUGAUGAUUGUAUUAAAGUAACUCAAUAUGUUCUUGAUUCAAAUAAUGCAGAAAAAUUACGUAUAGAUUCAAAAUGUGUUGCUAUUUCAGGCGAUUUAGCUGCUGUUAUUUCAAUGAGAUUUACUAAUAAUUCAAAGAAAUCCAUAACUGAUAAUAUGGAUGACUAUCCGAAACUUAUGGAAAAUGAAAAGCAAUUAUUACAUUCAGAUAUAUCAUUAUUAUUAGUUGAUAAUGAAGAUUUGGCUAAAUUACCAUAA